Molecule: messenger RNA, 534 nt
Organism: Arabis nemorensis
Lineage: Eukaryota; Viridiplantae; Streptophyta; Magnoliopsida; Brassicales; Brassicaceae
Source: the annotation of a GenBank genome assembly
AUGAGCUGCGACAACGUUGUUUUCUUCCAUUUGGAGUAUGCGGCGAAGAGUAAUGCCAUUGUGGAGUUUGGUGCGAUUGAGGUUUCUGUUGAGACGAUGUCGGUGAUGAAAACUUACCAGACUCUAAUCAAACCAAAAGAUUCAAUUGUCUCUACCUUCGACGAGCAAAACGGAAUCACCCGACAAGCACUAAAAAAUGCAUCUAAAUUCAUUGACAACCACAAGAUGAUCUACAAAUCUCUCGACGGAAAAACUUGGAUCGGCGAUAACAUCACCGAUAUCCACAUCCCACGAUUGAUGAAAGCCUUUCGAGAUAUUGGCAAAACCCCUCCUCGGGCCAAGUCUACGAUAGAUAUACGUGACAUGUUGAAGGAUAAUGUUGAGUUAACAAGAGAUCAAGACAUGUUACGGGAACGAGAGCACAGGAGCGUAGCAAAUUGCCACGCGAAUCUUGAUGUUUUCAUGAGAUGUGGAGCUGUCCUUGAACUGGAGAAAAUUCUGAAGGAAAAGAUGAGAGAGCCGGAGUUGAAAUGA